Molecule: messenger RNA, 1011 nt
Organism: Nymphaea colorata (pocket water lily)
Lineage: Eukaryota; Viridiplantae; Streptophyta; Magnoliopsida; Nymphaeales; Nymphaeaceae
Product: receptor-like protein kinase THESEUS 1
Exons: 2
Coding region: 1-1011 (336 amino acids)
Molecular function (GO): protein kinase activity
Source: RefSeq, a predicted model, not a curated record
AUGGAGAAAUGCGUUCUUCUGGCUAUAUUUAUGUUGGCUACUGCCUUUACGCCGGUGGACAAUUACCUUUUUGACUGUGGAUCUUCCACGAAUACCACCAUUGACGGCUGCAAUUUCAUCGGCGACAAUCCCGGCUCCUCGUUUUCUGUUUCGACAGGCAAGAACAUUCUUGGCACCACAAGUUCCAGCCCAGUUGCUCCUGUCGCCGGAUCGGCACUCUACCGGACGGCACGCAUCUUCACCAGUAAGUCGUCUUAUACAUUUCCAAUCAAGAGCAAAGGACGGCAUUGGGUUCGUCUCCAUUUCUUCCCCUUCACUUAUCAGACGUAUGAUCUUACAACUGCAAGCUUUGAUGUUCAGACACAAGAUACUGUUCUUCUUAGCAAUUUCCGGGUUCAAAAUACCUCUUCUCCAGUGUUUAUGGAAUAUUCAGUUGUUGUAAAUUCAGACAGUCCGGUUUUGAGUUUCGUUCCUUUGGAUAAUUCGGUAGCAUUUGUUAAUGCAAUCGAAGUUGUUUCGCUUCCCCCCGGACUCAUUUCAGACGAUGCCCUGACUUUGAAUCCCUUGAAUUCCUACAACGGACUUGCAUCUGUAGCUUUAUUGACGUCAUUCAGACUGAAUAUGGGUGGUCCUGUAGUUAGUCCAGCCACUGACUCGCUUCAAAGAACAUGGGCAUCUGAUCAGGACUUUUUGCUUCACAAAAAUGCUGCUAUUAACGUUACAACAAGUCAGAUACUUACAUAUCAUACGGGAGGUGCCACUCCAGACACUGCACCAGCCAUUGUGUACACUACUGCUCAAAUGAUGAGUCCACAAAACUCUGCAACAAACUUGUUUAACAUAACAUGGCAGUUUUCAUUGGAUUUUAGCUACUCUUACUUAGUCCGAAUGCACUUUUGUGACAUAACUAGCAAGGCGUUGGGGCAGCUCAUAUUCAAUGUUUACAUUGGAAGCUCUCUUGCAGCCUCUGAUCUGGAUCUAUCUGCUCAAACACAGUCCUUGGCAUCCUGA